Molecule: messenger RNA, 3773 nt
Organism: Trichechus manatus latirostris (Florida manatee)
Lineage: Eukaryota; Metazoa; Chordata; Mammalia; Sirenia; Trichechidae
Gene: CTNND2
Product: catenin delta 2
Exons: 19
Coding region: 447-3110 (887 amino acids)
Biological process (GO): cell-cell adhesion; cell-cell junction assembly; dendritic spine morphogenesis
Cellular component (GO): nucleus; adherens junction; postsynaptic density
Molecular function (GO): cadherin binding
Source: RefSeq, a predicted model, not a curated record
GGCUGAACUCUAUUCUUUUCUCUCUUAAGAACGCAACCGCUAGGCUAGUGGUAACUCCGAUGCCUCUUGCUUUGCUUUCUCUUAAACUGUUUGCGAGGAAAGCAGAAAUUAAACUGAUAAUUCAGUGUCUUGGCUUUUUCUAGAUUGAGCCUUCUCUCCCUUCGUGAUUUUUGAGCGCAUCUGUGGUUCUUUUUAGCCGCGGUGCUGGGAGGGAGGAGCAGGUGGGUAGAGCGAUUGGAACUGCUUGCUCGGAGGGAGGGAAAAGUAACGCUUCAUCUUUGUGACUAGUCGACUUGUUUGCCUAGAACACAGUUUUGAAGUAUUUCAGGACCAUUUAUUGGCAAACGGAAUUACAGUUUGAAAGACUGACCCGAGAGCUGGAGGCUGAACGCCAAAUCGUCGCCAGCCAACUGGAGCGAUGCAAGCUGGGGUCGGAGACCGGCAGCAUGAGCAGCAUCAGUUCAGCAGAGGAGCAGUUUCAUUGGCAAUCGCAAGAUGGUCAAAAAGACAUCGAAGAUGAACUUACAACAGGUCUUGAGCUGGUGGACUCCUGUAUUAGAUCGCUGCAGGAAUCAGGAAUACUUGACCCCCAGGAUUAUUCAACCAGUGAAACUGGGUCCCGAGCCUCCUACAGCAGCCAGCACGGCCACCUGGGCCCAGAACUGAGGGCCCUGCAGUCCCCAGAGCACCACAUAGACCCCAUUUAUGAAGACCGCGUCUACCAGAAACCCCCCAUGAGGAGCCUCAGCCAGAGCCAGGGGGACUCUCUGCCACCAGCGCACACGGGCACCUACCGCACGAGCACAGCCCCAUCUUCCCCGGGUGUCGACUCCGUCCCCUUGCAGCGCACAGGCAGCCAGCAUGGCCAGCAGAACGCCGCCGCAGCCACCUUCCAGAGAGCCAGCUAUGCCGCCGGCCCGGCCGCCAAUUACGCAGACCCCUACCGACAGCUGCAGUAUUGCCCCUCUGUUGAGUCUCCAUACAGCAAAUCCGGCCCUGCCCUCCCACCCGAAGGCACCUUGGCCCGGUCCCCGUCCAUUGAUAGCAUUCAGAAAGACCCCAGAGAAUUUGGAUGGAGAGACCCGGAACUGCCUGAAGUGAUUCAGAUGUUGCAACAUCAGUUUCCUUCCGUCCAGUCUAAUGCUGCAGCCUAUUUACAACACCUCUGUUUUGGAGACAAUAAAAUUAAAGCUGAGAUAAGGCGACAAGGAGGCAUACAGCUCCUUGUGGACCUGCUGGAUCAUCGGAUGACGGAAGUCCACCGUAGUGCCUGUGGAGCUCUGAGGAACUUGGUGUAUGGGAAGGCCAAUGAUGAUAACAAAAUUGCCCUGAAAAACUGCGGUGGCAUCCCAGCGCUGGUGAGGCUGCUCCGCAAGACCACGGACCUCGAGAUCCGGGAGCUGGUCACAGGAGUCCUUUGGAACCUCUCGUCAUGCGAUGCCCUCAAAAUGCCCAUCAUCCAGGACGCCCUGGCAGUGUUGACCAACGCAGUGAUCAUUCCCCACUCCGGCUGGGAAAACUCGCCUCUUCAGGAUGAUCGGAAGAUCCAGCUGCAUUCAUCACAGGUGCUGCGCAAUGCUACUGGGUGCCUAAGGAAUGUGAGUUCAGCGGGAGAGGAGGCCCGCCGGAGGAUGCGGGAGUGUGAUGGACUCACAGACGCACUGCUGUACGUGAUUCAGUCGGCUCUGGGCAGCAGCGAGAUCGAUAGCAAGACCGUUGAAAACUGUGUGUGCAUCUUAAGGAACCUCUCGUACCGGCUGGCAGCAGAAACGACUCAGGGACAGCACAUGGGCACGGAUGAGCUGGACGGGCUGCUCUGUGGCGAGGCCAACGGCAAGGACGCGGAAAGUUCCGGGUGCUGGGGCAAGAAGAAGAAGAAGAAGAAAUCCCAAGAUCAGUGGGAUGGAGUAGGACCUCUUCCAGACUGUGCAGAACCACCAAAAGGGAUCCAGAUGCUGUGGCACCCAUCAAUAGUCAAACCCUACCUCACACUGCUCUCUGAGUGCUCAAAUCCAGACACGCUGGAAGGGGCGGCAGGCGCCCUGCAGAACUUGGCUGCAGGGAGCUGGAAGUGGUCAGUGUACAUCCGAGCUGCUGUUCGGAAAGAGAAAGGGCUGCCCAUCCUUGUGGAGUUGCUGCGAAUAGACAACGACCGCGUGGUGUGCGCCGUGGCCACAGCCCUGCGCAACAUGGCCUUGGACGUCAGAAAUAAGGAGCUCAUCGGCAAAUACGCCAUGCGAGACCUCGUCCACAGGCUGCCAGGAGGGAACAGCAACAAUGCUGUGAGCAAGGCUAUGUCGGAUGACACAGUGACAGCUGUCUGCUGUACCCUACACGAGGUGAUCACCAAAAACAUGGAGAACGCCAAGGCCUUACGGGAUGCCGGCGGCAUCGAGAAGUUGGUCGGCAUCUCCAAAAGUAAAGGAGACAAACACUCUCCAAAAGUGGUCAAGGCAGCAUCUCAGGUCCUCAACAGCAUGUGGCAGUACCGAGAUCUGAGGAGUCUCUACAAAAAGGAUGGAUGGUCACAGUAUCACUUUGUAGCCUCAUCUUCUACCAUCGAGAGGGAUCGGCAAAGGCCCUACUCCUCCUCCCGCACGCCCUCCAUCUCCCCAGUGCGCGUGUCUCCCAACAACCGCUCAGCAAGUGCCCCAGCCUCACCUCGGGAAAUGAUCAGCCUCAAAGAAAGGAAAACAGACUAUGAAUCUACUGGCAGUAAUGCCACUUACCACGGAACUAAAGGAGAACAUGCUUCCCGGAAAGACACCAUGACAGCUCAAAAUACUGGAAUUUCAACUUUGUAUAGGAAUUCAUAUGGUGCGCCCGCUGAAGACAUCAAACAUAACCAGGUUUCAGCACAACCAGUCCCACAGGAGCCCAGCAGAAAAGAUUACGAGACCUACCAGCCAUUUCAGAAUUCCACGAGAAAUUAUGACGAGUCCUUCUUCGAGGACCAGGUCCAUCAUCGCCCUCCCGCCAGCGAGUACACCAUGCACCUGGGACUCAAAUCCACUGGCAACUACGUCGACUUCUACUCAGCUGCCCGUCCCUACAGCGAACUGAACUAUGAAACGAGCCACUACCCAGCCUCCCCCGACUCCUGGGUGUGAGGAGCAAGGAGCAGGCGGGACGAGGCGCUCCGGGAGCCGUGCAUGUGCAUGCAUAUCACGAGACAUUUCUUUUUUCCCCGCAAAUUUAGUUUGUCAAAGCCUGUUCCGUAGGAAGGCUGUGAUAACCAGUAAGGCAAUCUUACGAGCUAUUUUAGAGCGCUAAAUGGAUUGAAAGUUAACUUGGGAGUCUAAUAGAGAACAAAAACAAUCCUCAGUAGGACUGUGUGCAACAACGUUCUAGUCUGAGCUGUAGAGUAUAAAAAGUGCUUUAUACUGGACGUGGAGGAAGGAAGGAGAGAGGAAACGGUUGGGGUGGUGGGCCGUGAAGGUUAUCGUUAAGCACAAGACACAGAAUAGUUUACACACUUUAUGGGGGACGGCUUCUCACACUUUGUUUAAUCUCUUCAUCCGUUGUGACUCUAGGCUUCAAGUUGCAUUGGGGUUCCUCUGUACAGCAAGAUGUUUCUUGCCUUUUGUUAAUGCAUUGUUGUAAAGUAUUUGAUGUACAUUACAGAUUAAAAAAGAAAAGUGCAUUGUGUAUAUUACACCAAUGCCACUGUGUUUCCUCAUCUAUGGUUCUAAAUAUUGCUUCGAUUUCAACCUUUUGAAAGAUGUAUGGAUUUCCAGUUUUUCUUUUCUUUUCUUUCUCCCAGUAUGUUUUAA